AUGCACAUUUCAACAGAUAAAUAUUCCAUGGCGAUGUAUCAGAACACUACAAAGAAUCUACCGCAAAAGGAAGAUCAGUUCCAAUACAACCAGCAAUACCGCGACCAAAGACCACAAAAAUUCCGUGGAAGAGGCGGAUAUAACCAAAGAUUCAAACAUGACAGAAACCAUUACAACAACGACUACAGAAAUAACUACAACCAGCAAUAUUAUAACCAAGAUAACUACAAUGGUCCACAAAACUACGGAAAUCCACAAAAUUCUGGAUAUCAGUCCAGAUACGCCUACAACAGGAAUUAUUAUAGUCAACAACUACAUGGCAACCAAAGAAAUUACGGCUACAACUCUCAUGGCUACAAUUCUCGUGGAAAUUACAAUGAUAAUCAGUAUUCUCAACAAUACAAGCCUCGCGCUUUCGGAAUUGGCCGUGUCAGACGAGAGCAGCCACCGGAGCCACAAGGUAUCAGAGAACAGCCGGAUUUCUCGGUAUAUUAUGCAGAUGGUCAAGAAGAUUGCGACAAUGAACAGAAAUUUGCUGAUUACGUGCCAAAACAAGACAUUUCUGACCAACAGAAUGACUUUUCUGGACAAAACGAAGGAAUUUCUCAGGAUCCUGGUAAUAAUGAGGCAACAACACAAGAUGCUCAGUGA
This is a messenger RNA of Trichomonas vaginalis G3, 651 nucleotides long. RefSeq lists its product as uncharacterized. The transcript has a single exon. The record is from RefSeq and is a predicted model, not a curated record. The coding region runs from base 1 to 651 and encodes 216 amino acids. NCBI's taxonomy places the organism in Eukaryota, Parabasalia, Trichomonadida, Trichomonadidae.